AUGAGGAUUCAGAUUUUGGACUUUGUCCACCAACUUGGGUGGCGGGCUCUACCACUGGCGGGGAUUCUUGCGAUUGUCGUUUAUGUCGUGUACUUGCGAUACUUUCACCCGCUGUCCAAGUAUCCCGGACCGUUUCUGGCCAGUGUGACCAACUUCUGGAAGUUCUAUCAAUAUUCGACGCUACGCUUCCCGAAUACUCUCAUCAAGCUUCACGAGAAGUACGGGCCCAUCGUGAGGAUUGGCCCCAAUGACCUCGAUUUCAAUUACCCAGAGGCUAUUGCGCCCAUAUACAAGACAGGCAAAAAGAUGCCCAAGGGUGUCUUCUACAACGCCUUCACCUCAUUUGUCCCGAACAUAUUUGGAACCACGGAUGAACACCAUCAUGCGUUGCGUCGUCGGCAAACCGCUCAUGCUUUCUCAGUCAAUGCUUUGAAAUCAAUGGAACCUAUAUUUAACCAAAACAUUUCAAACUUGAUAUCGAAAUUUGGAGCAUGCGCGGAUUCUGCUGCCAUUGUCGACUUGAAGAUCGUGUUCACGUACUACGCCUACGAUUUGACCGGCAAACUGGCUUUCAAUGAGGACUUCAACACCCAAGUCACCGACGACGAGAAUCUAGUGCCUCCGUUCAGCGACCACUUCCUCCUUGGAAACAUGUAUGGAAGCGUGGCCAACCUCCUCCCUUGGAUCCGCGACUGGACUGCCUGGCAUCCGUUCGUCAAGAGGAUCAUCCAAAGCCGAAGACAAAUGGGACUUCAGGCCGCGAGGUGUGUCAACAAGGCCAUCGCCCACCACAAGAAAGACGAGUCUGUGCGAACGCUGCUCACAAGCCUGAUUGACGCCAAAGAUCCCGAGACUGGCGCGACGUUGACGGCUGAUGAGAUUAACUCUGAAGCAUUUGGAUUCCUGGUUGCCGGCUCGCAUACCACAGGAAGCUCCCUGACGGUCCUCUUUUACUAUCUGACGCACAAUCCUCACGUAUUGGCCAAGAUGGUCAAGGAGAUUGACGAACGCAUCAGCGAUGAUCAAGAGGUUUACGACUUUGCCGGCUUGGAAAGCCAGCUUCCCUAUACCUUGGCUGUCAUCCGGGAAAGUUUUAGAAUGUCGCCCGUCGCGGCUUUGCUCCUUCCCCGAGUCGUGAUUGACCCGCAAGGCAUGUUGAUUAAUGGGCAACUGAUUCCGCAAGGUACAAAUUGCUGCAUGGUCAGCACGGUGAUUCACCAUAACCACAAGGUCUGGGGACCAUCCCACGACGUGUUCGAUCCAGAUCGGUUCUAUCCAGAGAGUCCGAUCUACGAUCCCGCGCUGGCCGGAUAUCUGAUGCACUUCGGCCAGGGGUAUCGCCAGUGCAUCGGCAGGAACAUCGGCUUGAUAUCAAUCUGGAAGAUCGUCAUAACGUUGUUCAAAAAGUUCCACUUUGAGGCCGUGGAUCCGAACGAACCACUGAUCCUGGACCACACUGGAGCAGCAGACAAAGUAGGUCCUCUCCUGGUCAGGGUGACGCGAAGGUAG
Exophiala spinifera is the source of this 1509-nucleotide messenger RNA. RefSeq lists its product as uncharacterized. The coding region runs from base 1 to 1509 and encodes 502 amino acids. NCBI's taxonomy places the organism in Eukaryota, Fungi, Ascomycota, Eurotiomycetes, Chaetothyriales, Herpotrichiellaceae. The record is from RefSeq and is a predicted model, not a curated record. The transcript is spliced from 4 exons. Gene Ontology annotation, molecular function: heme binding; monooxygenase activity; oxidoreductase activity, acting on paired donors, with incorporation or reduction of molecular oxygen.